Molecule: messenger RNA, 3606 nt
Organism: Malaclemys terrapin pileata
Lineage: Eukaryota; Metazoa; Chordata; Testudines; Emydidae
Product: cytochrome P450 2G1-like
Exons: 9
Coding region: 775-2352 (525 amino acids)
Biological process (GO): xenobiotic metabolic process
Cellular component (GO): intracellular membrane-bounded organelle; cytoplasm
Molecular function (GO): oxidoreductase activity, acting on paired donors, with incorporation or reduction of molecular oxygen, reduced flavin or flavoprotein as one donor, and incorporation of one atom of oxygen; heme binding; iron ion binding
Source: RefSeq, a predicted model, not a curated record
GUAUAUUUAAUCGAAGGUUUCGAGGUUUUGCCCGGGGUGCGGGCCCUGGUACUAAUCUAGCUGAGAUCUCCGGAUAGCAACCCCGCUUCUUGUUACUGGACAGUGCCUGAGUCUAAAUGAACCCCCCGGCUGGCCACGUUCCUCUCCCCGAUUGUCCACGCUGCCCCGGCGAGCGACCCGCGGAUACCCCGUGUCCGGGAAGGGAGCAGCUUCAUCCCGCUCACACUAACGAAUCCUGAGAGAUUUCAGCGGCUUUUGUCCCAGUUCUGCCAGCUUUUGGCCCUGGCCACAGCAACCCGUGACUGCCCCUCAUGCUGCACUUUUACCCUGGGCGUCCCACUUGGCACCGGCCUUGCUGUGCUCAGCUUUCCCCGGCCGUUAUCGGACAGUUCUGUGUACCCGGCGGAGUUGGACUUUUGUGAGUUUGCAGCGAGCGGAGGACGGGGCACAGCUCAUCCUGCUCGCUGGCCUGAGCGAACGCCCUGGCAUACUUCAGACCCCCCCAGCUCCGAGCGCCGGCCCCUGCACCCUCCUUGCCUCGCCUCGCUUUCCAGGGGGGCGGAACAAGAGAUGCCAAGUUCAAAGCAGGCGUCGUUUGCCGACUGGAAGGAAGAAGCCGCUGGUGGGUUAUGGUGAAGCAUGCAUCGGCUGGGGAGAUCUGUCCACGCACACCUCCCCGGCACCAGAGGCUUUCACAAUGUUGACAAACAAGAAGAUAAUUAGUGGGCAUGUGACUGAUGGAUUAGAGAAGUGUUUGCCCGGGGCCGUUAUGCAAUGCAGGAGGCAGGGCCAAACCCGACUUGGAGUAAAUAUAUACGAGGGCAGUCCAGGCUGGCUAACCGCACUGGGGAAGUGACUCCACACACCAUGGAGCUGGCUGGAGCCAUCACCAUCUUCCUGGGCAUCUACGUGUCCUGCCUCCUCGUCAUCUCCGCCUGGAGAAAGCAGUCGCGUUACAGGAACCUGCCCCCCGGGCCCACUCCCCUCCCGCUGAUCGGGAACUUCCUGCAGAUGAAGGUGGGAGAAACCCUAAAAUCACUGGAGAAGCUGAGUGAGAAGUACGGCCCGGUGUUCACCGUCUAUUUCGGGUCCAAGCCCAUCGUGGUGCUGUGCGGGCAUGAGGCAGUGAAGGAAGCGCUGGUGGACCAGGCCGAGGAGUUUAGCGGGAGAGCCCACAUGCCGACUGUUGAGAAGAACUUUCACGGCUUUGGGGUGGUUUUUGCCAACGGGGAGCGGUGGCGGCAGCUGCGCCGGUUCUCCCUCACCGUCCUGCGGAACUUCGGCAUGGGGAAGAAAAGCAUCGAGGAGCGGAUCCAGGAGGAGGCCCAGUUCCUGCUGGAAUCCUUUCGAAAUACAAAAGCGGAACCUUUUGACCCGACCUUCUUCCUGAGCCGGGCCGUCUCCAACGUCAUCUGCUCCAUCGUCUUUGGCGACCGCUUCGACUACGAAGACAAAGAGUUCCUGUCCUUGCUGCAGAUGAUGAACGAAAGCUUUAGAGAGAUCAGCACCCCGUGGUCACAGUUCUACGACAUGUAUGCGGAUUUUCUCAAAUACUUCCCCGGCCCUCACAUGAAAAUCUACUACAUACUGGAAGACAUGAGGAAAUUUAUUGAGAGGAGAGUGAAGCAGAACCAAGCAACGCUGGAUGCCAAUUCCCCCCGGGAUUUUAUUGACUGCUUCCUGAUCCAAAUGGAAAAGGAAAAGCAAAACCCUUCGAGCGAAUUUAACACCAAGAACUUGGAGCUGACCACGCUCAACUUGUUCUUCGCCGGCACGGAGACCGUCAGCUCCACCCUGCGAUACGGGUUCCUGCUCCUGAUGAAACACCCAGAGGUCCUAGGGAAGAUGCACGAGGAGAUCGACCGGGUGAUCGGCCAGAGCCGCGUCCCGGCCAUCGAGGACCGGAGCCAGAUGCCCUACACCGACGCCGUCAUCCAUGAGAUCCAGCGAGUCAGCGACCUGAUCCCCAUGGACGUGCCCCACAUUGUGACCCGGGACACCCAGUUCAGAGGCUACACCAUCCCCCAGGGCACCGAGAUCUACCCCAUGCUCAGCACCGUCCUGCGCGACCCCAGCAAGUUCAAAACCCCCGAAAGCUUCAACCCCGGGAACUUCCUGGAGGAGACGGGGCGGUUCCGGAAAAACGACGCCUUCGUGCCCUUUUCCUCAGGUAAGAGGAUCUGCCUGGGCGAGGCGCUGGCCCGCAUGGAGCUCUUCCUCUUCUUCACCACCAUCCUGCAGAGCUUCACGCUGAAACCCCUGAUGGCCCCGGAGGACAUCGACACCAAGCCACUGGAGAGCGGCUUUGCCAAAAUCCCCCCCUUCUACCAGCUCUGCGUGGUGCCUCGCUGACGGAGACAGGAGACAAGGCCCAGGCAGGGACCCCAGCCUGGCUGAGAAACCACAGGGGCCAGGGGCACGAACAACAGAUCAGGCCUGAUUCUCAGUUACCCCCUCCCUGCGCUUGGUUUAAAGUAGCUUCAAACUCCUGUUACCUAUUACGGACUCUGUGCGGCCCUGGAGUCAGUUACAGCAGCCUCGGGGCUGCUCUAAUUCACGCUAUGGGCCCUGGGGGACACAGAACAGCCCUGCCCCUGCCCUGCCCCCUAUGGGCCCUGGGGGGCAGAGAAUAACCACAGCGCAGUGCUCUCUGGCUGUGUCCUGGAUCUGCCCUCUGCACCCGGGGCUGGGAGCGGUGCGGUGGGAUCAGGGUCCUUGUGCAGUGUGUGUGUGUGGGGGAUCUCCAGGGGCACUGAUGUAACUGCAUUGCUUGGAGCUACGUGAGUGAGAACGACAGCCAGGGCCGGGGUCUCCUUCCGCCCCAGGAGCAGAGAGCUCGUGUGAACACAGACGGGGCUGCGCAAUCCACACGCGGGAGCGAUGUCGUGAACCAGCCUACGCCCGGUGCAGCAGCGCGAGGUGAAGGGACGAAUUCUUCCCUCCACCCAGCGUCGCCUCUCGGGGAGGGGGCUGAAAUCCGCCAACGGGAGACCCCCGCCCGGCGCUGCCGUGUCUCCACCGACGCCUUUCAAGCGGGCCUGGCCGGACACCUUUGGACUGGAGUGCCCCUCGCUGUCAGAACAGCUCCGGGGAUUAUUAGCAGCUGAUGUCAUCCAAACCCAUUAACCUGCUCCUGGACCCCGGGUCGGCUUAGGGAUCAGAGCGCUGCAGAGCCCUGCACUGGGGCUGGAAAGCAGGAAACCCCGUCGUGUGCCCCCCCGCUUGAGAUUUUACCGCAGUUUCCGCUUGCCGAGGCAGACGCUCCUGGCUGGACUCAAUGAGACGUUCCCGCCAUGAGGCUCUCAGCUGUUACUGGACGUGCUCCUGAAAAUGUCCUGGCUUGUGACAGUGACUCUUCCUACGUCCCCCUGGGAAGGGAAGCUGAUUUCACGCUUCCUUAUUUUCUAUCGGGGGGUAGCCGUGUUCGUCUGUAUCUGCAAAAACAACAAGGAGUCGGGUGGCACUUUAAAGACUAACAGAUUGAUUUGGGCCUAAGCUUUCGUGGGUAAAAACCUCUUCUCCUUGUUUUCUAUUCAUUGGGGGUUUUCCCCUCUGCUGCUGGUAACUAGUUCAACAUCGAGCUUAUUAAAGUCCAUACAAACACGA